Molecule: messenger RNA, 3597 nt
Organism: Siniperca chuatsi (mandarin fish)
Lineage: Eukaryota; Metazoa; Chordata; Actinopteri; Centrarchiformes; Sinipercidae
Gene: bspry
Product: B-box and SPRY domain containing
Exons: 6
Coding region: 130-1530 (466 amino acids)
Molecular function (GO): protein binding
Source: RefSeq, a predicted model, not a curated record
UCCCUCUGAGCUCUGACCUCUGAUGUCCGCGUUACUUCCGCAUUUCGCUCACCUGUUACACCUGUAUUACAGCGCUGUACUGUAGGUGCGACUCCAGCUCUGCCGGUGCACCUGUUGCAUUAUUGUGCCAUGACAGAGGAGCUCACAGAGUGCGAUCUAACAUGCUCGUCUUCCUCGGAUGACCCAGAGGAGACUUUUAACGGUGUGAAAACCGGGGAGAUGGAUUGUGAGCAGCCUAUUUUCUCCGUGUUGAGCGGCGGUGUGAAGCAGCAGCAAGCGGGGGACACGAGCUCCUGCGGCGGCGGUGAAGCGACCUCACCUGCUUCUGCGAGCACUACCGACACCGAGUCCGGCAUCUUCUCUGGUGAAUGUGAGCUUUGUGUGGCGCAUGAGUCCGAGCUGGACUGGUUCUGUGGCACCGAGCAGAAACUUAUCUGCUCUCACUGCGCUAUCGUGGGCCCCUGUCACGGACACACUGUGACCCCUCUGGCCACCAGAGUAACCGCAGUCAGGAACCAACUGGUGGAUGUGUGUGAGAAAAUACAGCUGCAGGCACUGAGGAUUGAGAGGUUUAUCGACCAGACACUGACAGCCAAAGAGCAAAUGCUUCAGGCAGCGGCGAGCAGGGCGAGGGAGCAGGUGCUGGCACAGGUCAGCGCAGCACGUGAAGCCCUGGAGGAGGAGGAGCAGCGUCUCUUGGAGGAGGUGCAGAGGGAGGAGGAGCGGGUGGAGCAGUGUCUCCUCACCCAGAGAGCCCACUGGAGCCAGGCUUUGGCGAGUCUGUCGCAAACACGCUCCCACCUGGUGCACACGCUGACACACACUCAAGACGCGCAGCUGGCGACUAGUGUCCAGGAGAUAGCUGAAAGGGUGGAGGAAGCAGAAGGGGUCGGGGAGCCCUGUGACACAGACCAGCUCAACCUGAACCCAGGCUGUAGUGACAGCAAGCUACUGAGAGGUCUGUGGGUCACUGCAGUACUGCUGGGGCCAAACGCGUACGGAUCAUCUUUUUUAAAGUUUGAUGAGCGCACAGUGAGCCCUCUCCUGUCCCUGUCUGACGACUCCUGCACUUUGACCUUCCUGCACAAAAAAGCUCGCCAAUCCCCACAAUACGACCCGGCACGAUUCGACUGCUUGCCGAACGCGCUGGGUUCACUGUCUAUGUCCUCUGGCACCCACAGCUGGGUGGUGGAUGUAGGCCAGAGUGCUGCCUUUAAGGUCGGGGUCUGCUACACCUCUCUGGAGCGCAAAGGCUCUGGGAACGAGGCCCGGCUGGGCAACAACAGUCAGUCUUGGGUGCUGUCUCACUACGACGGGGACUACACCUUUUGCCACGCGGGGAAGAAGGUGCCACUGCAGGUCGUGAGGAAACCCAAGAGGAUCGGCCUGCUGCUGGACUGGCUGAGUCAGACGCUGAUGUUUUACGAGCUGGACUCCAGUGCCGUGCUGUACUCUCUCAAACAUCCCUUCAGUGCCCCGCUGCUGCCAGCGUGUGCCGUGGCUGACCGCAGCAUCACCAUACUGCACUGACAGAACGCCCAAAAAACUAAAUGAACAAAUAAACUCACACAUGUGAAACAAUGCCAACGGGAGACAACUUUCUCUAAUGUAAAUAUGAUCAGCAGCUAAAGAUCCUCCAUCUAUUUAUUCUGUUAGCUAUUCUAUUAGUAGCUGCCCAUUCUUUUUUACUGUUUCUAAUGAUUUAAUAGAUUUAAAUUUCUUUAUCUGUUGAUCAUAUUAUAUAGUAGUGCUAUAACAGUAUUUUGUUUGACUGACAAUGAUUGUUUUUUUAAAAUGAAAUUUGCUGUUUGUUUUUAAAAUUAAAUGUUUUUAUCAUCAGUUUGAUCCAAGACUCUUUAUAGAAAAUAUUAAUUAUACUGGUUAAUCCAGGACUGUUUUAAAUGUUGUGUUGCAAAGAAACUCACUAGAGAUAAUUUUGCUUUGUGAUAUGCUCAGUAAACCAAUUAUUACCGUUUGACUGUUAUAUUUUAUGAUUGUGUAAUAGACAGUCCCAUGAAUGCACAAGGUAUAAUUUUGAAAUUUCCUUUGCUGUAACAUAUUUUCAGAGCUGAAAAGCUGAAAAGAGUUUGUCCUUUCAUGUCACAGCAGGAUUUUGUUUUGUGUGCAUUUGUCAAUGUAGUACAGUACAGUUAUACAUUACGAUACCAGUUGUCCUGCAGGGACUCAGCAGAAAGAUAAGAUAUGUUAACAAAAUGAGUGUAACUCAAAAACACUAAUCAUUCUUGCUCAGAGUUUUGUGUUAACUUCUGUGAGACAGUUGAUGUUUCCUAUUUCCAUUAGAAACAUUCUUAGAGAGAGGAUAAAGGCCAGUUUUAAACUUUUAAAUUUAGCAAUGUAGCUCAACUCUGUGAUGUGACGAUCAUAUGUGUGAGUCCAAAAAACUGUAACUGUGAUUUAUAUCUCUCAAAGGACAUGCAACAACAUCUCUGCUAUCUGCUCCCUUUAAAAUGUCUUCUUUAUUACAUUAGGAAAAGGGGCUUUGAGCCCAAAUCUGAGGAAGAGCCAAUUCUGGAAUCAAGGUCAUAAUAUGAAGCAGAGCAGAUGUGAACACUGCUGCUACUUCUCAGAAGUUCGGGCUGAAAACCACUAGAGGGCAGCAAUGUCAAAUUAAGCCUUCACAACCAACAUCACAAACCUGCAACAGUGUGCUCCUGAUGAUGCAUGUCACAUCAGAAAAGUGAAAAUAAAAUUCCAGGACCGCGGACAGCUACAGGGACUGACUUACAAUCAGACCAAACCUCAGCAAACUUUAAACUGACCACAUAUAUGGUUGAAUAAAUGUUUGUGAAUUUAAAUAACACCAAAGGAAACUGACAUUUAGCUUUGACAUCAGCAAGAGACAAAGACUAGAUGCACUCAUAUUUAAUUUUAGGGUUAGGGAACUAACAAUGAAAGCAACACGCUCAUCGUAAUUAGUGUGAAGUGACCUGAGACACUGUGUUCCUCUGAUAGCAGACACAACAUAUGAGAGGAGGGCAGUAGGCAAUGAGAUAAAACUGAGGGAAAAGGAAAAACUAAAUCAAGUAGUGACUUCACUGACUCCUCAUCAGUGAUAUUUAUAUCCAAAUAAAGUAUUGUUUUUAGCACUAAUGACCAUUAACUGUAAAGUACACUGCAGCCCUGCAGAAAAAGUGUCCUGCUUAUUACGUCCUUUGUAAAUGAGCAUUUUAAGACAAAUAUAUUGUCAUGAUGUCUAAGAAAUGUUGUGUUACUAUUCAGAGAUAAUUGAUUUGAGUAGCUUCAGGAUGUUUAAGUUAUAUAUUAAGACUUAAAGGGUGGAUACCCCAGGAUGUAGUAAUUCCAGAUAUUUCUUGUGAUUUCAGUACUAUGUGGUGUAACAUUGUAAUAGCCCAUUCAUGCCCACCAUGCUAUUUCAAAAGAAACAUUGUCUAUGAAAACAUCUUCCUAUAAACACCAUUCAGAUUUGAAUUGUAUUAGGCUUAGUUGAACAUGUCCCAAUUGCUAUAUUAUUAACUCUUUUAGGGCUAGCUUAGUCAUGGUAUACGUAAAAGAACUUUAAGUUAAUUUGGGCCAAUACUAUGGACAACAAUAAAAUAAAUAAAAGUAGAGAUGACA